UGCGUUGAGUCAGUCCACCGUAGCUGUGCCGACUGGAGGGAUGUGACCCCGGAACAGGACGCCCUCCUACAACAACACACCAUUCAAACAGAGCACAGAAGAAAGAAAAGCUGGACCAGGAGGGAGCCACAGGAGCAGGGGGGAUGAACCGCGAGGAGGCCCCGGGGAAGUCUCCUGAAGACAUGUACGUCCAACAGAAAGUGCGGGUCCUGCUCAUGCUUAAGAAAAUGGGAUCAAAUCUUACGCCGAGUGAAGAGGCUUUUCUCCGAAAUUACGCAGGUGUGGUCCACAGUCAGAUGAGCCAGUUACCACAGCACAACAUAGACCAGGGUGCUGAGGACGUGGUGAUGGCGUUCUCACGGUCAGAGACGGAGGAUCGGCGACAGUGACCCUGGGCCCCGCCCCACUGCAUCCCGUCCCCGCCCCGCCCCCGUCUCGCCCCGCACGUGAUCCACAACACCCCAAACUCCACAAACACGACACAGACAAGCUCAGGAGAGGAGGGGCACCAGGAAGGGACGGAAGAGGACGGGAAGAGACACCGGGAGGUGGCUGCCUCGCUCUCCCCCAGCCUUUUCCAUCCCGACUCCUCCUCACACAAGCUGACACACCAUUACCUGAGAUGCACUCAAGUGGGUCACUGUGGGUUAAAGCCUUGGCAACAAGGCAGUCAGUGAAAACACUCACAGGUUGUGUGGAUGAAUAUCAAAUGUAAUGUUUUUUUUGUUUGUUUGUUUGUUUUUGGUCGAGGGGGGGUGGGGGGGGGGGUUGGUUUCAUUUUGUAUUAUCUUGUCUGUGUUGAGACUUUAGGCAGUGUUACGUGUUUUAUCUGCUGUGGUCACUGGAGGAAUCGACCAGUCAGCAGCCGAUUGAAGCAAAGAGAAAGUAUAGUUUUGGUCAAGCAGCGAGCGUGAUGAUUGAUCGUGUUAGGGGAGAGAUUUUAAUUAUUUCUGCUUUCCAGAAUGGGGCUGAAAAUUGUUUUUUUUUUCUGAUUUAGCUGUUGUGUUAUAAAGGCUUUUGUAUUCUGUCACACCAGGGGCCUCGUUUAUAAACCUUUUGUGUGCUUAAAAAAAAAAAAAAAGAAGCAUGAACAAUGCUUUCACCGUCUCCCUCACAGAUGCUGACAUGCUGACGACAAAUUUAGUAAAAUAAAAUCAUUUACACUUUAUGUCCACUGAUUUAAAAUUAAGAAACCUUUAAUAAAUAGUUUAUAACACACUAUAAUGGGUUUGUCACCACUAUAACUCCUCCUGUGGGCACACAUUCAUGGCUGCUGUGUAAACAGAUAACGAAUGACAAUGAGAUCAUAUAAAAUAAUAAUAAAAUAAUGUCUUCAUAGGAGAAGUUGUAAUUGUUGGCAAAUUCUGUACUUUAAUAACACUUAAAAUGUCCCUUCAGCUGCGUACAACUCCAUUAUAGUGUUUUAUAAAUCACUUAUUAAAUGUUUGUAUUAGUAAGUAAAGAGUCACCAUAAAAUCUGAUCUAUUAAUAACUCUUCUCUGACAAUUCCUUCCACUUAAAAUCAAAUUAUAGCCUGUUUUUUUUUUUUUUUUUUUUUUGUACAAUCCACACACACUUAACCGUGUGAGGUGAAGUGAGCUCCGGUGAAACUCUGACCCUCACCUGUGGCUCUUUUGUCCAUGUUCAUUUCAGAAUAAUUUGUCUUUCCGAUCCUGCAGUGCUCACUGCCGCUGCGACGCGCUGAUUUUCUCUAAUCAAAAAAACAAAAAAAAACAAACAGUUUUCGUCUGUGUGGCUCAAGAUCUGCAGCUUUUUACGCCCUGUUAAUGUUUCUCAUCUUGAUUUGUGGUCUGACUUCUCUGUUCUCCUGUACAAAUGCUAGAAUGACAAACUGACUGAUCUGUGUAUUAACGCUCACAACAGGCCUGUCAUUAAUCAUUCAUGUUUAAUUAUGGGAGUUAACAGGGCAGGGAUAAUGAGGCUCGUGACACACUCGAUGGGAUUUCAGCGUUAAGGUGAGAGGGUAGCGCCGUUUUUAUAAAUUAGGCCCCGCUCGUUCUUCUGCUGCUUUAUUUUGAACCAUAGGCUGUUAAGAGUGCAACAACGCUUUUCUCACAAGGAAAGCGUUAAGAAUUAAAGACACUAGCAGACAUAACCACAUGAAACACAGGUGUACACAUUGUCCCCAAACGAAUACUGGUUUUGUUUUGGGUUAUCGUGACAUGUAAAACCUUUUUUUUUUUUUUUUUUUUUUUUUUAAUUGUACAGAUAGUUGGGAAAAUACAAUAAUGAUUUGAUUGUGCCAAUUGUAUUUUUGGUUGUUUUUUUUAUCUGUAAGAUAAAAUUAACAUAUUGAUUAAGAAAACCGAUACGAGACAAGUUGUAGUAGUAAUUUAUUGUUUACUGAAUUGACUCCCUGUUCCUCCGACACAUCAUUAAAGAUGGAGAACCAGUAGAUAGUUAAAGCCUAACACGAGUCACACUUUAAUUUUCAUCAGCAGUGGCUCUUUGUUCACACUAAAAUCAUACAAACUCUAAUUUUUAACUACCUGUAACUAAACACGUGAAGCCAAACAUAAGAACUGUGUGCUAUUUCUGACUGUACUGUAUCUCUUGCACUAUUAUCAAUGGGAUAUUUGCAAAAAAUACUUUUUGAUAUUUAGCGCAGAGAUUCUGUGUUUGGUUCAAUAGAAAAUAAGAAAAGUUUGUAACCAUGUUUUUAUUCCUUUGGUGAUUUAAAAAAGAAAAAAAAGGAAGAAAUAUAGUCUCUGUGUUUAUUGACUCAACUGGAAUAGCUCAAAUGAAUAUUUGUUAACAACCGACAUGUUUUUCUAGUGACAUGCUCGAUAUUUAAUGUGUUUUAAGUACAGUUUGUUAACUUGUAUAACUUAAAAUAAUUGUACCGUUUGAAAGCCAAGCAUGUCUGCCUCGUGGUUUAUAAUGUUCAUUCUAGUGGAGCCGAGGAUCUUUGAAGCCUUGCCACAAUGACCAUUGUUUGUACAUUCUUGACAUUUGUGGAAGCUACUAGCUCUUUUAAAAAUGCUUCAGAGAAAAAAAAAAAACUUUUUUUUUUUGUAUGGGUAAGUGUUCUCCAUUAUAUCUUGUUGGCAAUAACUUCUAUUUGAAUGUCUUCAGCAAUCACCAUAAUGUAAACGGCCAACAGAUCCGUCACGCUGUCCGCCUAUGACAAAGCAAUUUGUCUUUUUAUGUUUACUUUAAUUUUAAAGCAUUCUUUAUUUGUCUAUGCAUUGUUUGUUUGUUUCUCUGAAAGGUGUCUUACUGUACAUUUUACCUAUCAGGGUUGUUCUACAGCCUUCAUUCAAGUUGUGAAUGAAUGUCAGUGUGUGAGUGUGUGUGUGUGUGUGUGAUCAUCGUUGAACUUGCUAUCAGUUUUGAUUUUCAGCAUGCUGUUGAGUUUGACUAGGAUUGAUGUAUCUUUUUACUGUGAUGACCUGAUGAUGCCUAAUUGUCCUUUUUUUUAUUUUAAUUCUUUAAUUCUUUUUUUUUUUGAGGGUUUUUUUUUCCUUUCUAUUUUAUUUUUCCUCUCAGUCGACAUUGAUUAGUUGGUUUUGUUUUGUAUGGCUGCUGACCAUGUCUUGACUUAAUGCUUCCAAAUCCUAUACCAACUGAACCAUUAAAGAAAUUUUAAACAGUGAAAA
Molecule: messenger RNA, 3620 nt
Organism: Toxotes jaculatrix (banded archerfish)
Lineage: Eukaryota; Metazoa; Chordata; Actinopteri; Toxotidae
Gene: ctnnbip1
Product: catenin, beta interacting protein 1
Exons: 4
Coding region: 144-389 (81 amino acids)
Biological process (GO): negative regulation of Wnt signaling pathway
Cellular component (GO): beta-catenin destruction complex; nucleus; cytosol
Molecular function (GO): beta-catenin binding
Source: RefSeq, a predicted model, not a curated record